Bombus impatiens (common eastern bumble bee) is the source of this 3913-nucleotide messenger RNA. Its product is annotated as proton-coupled amino acid transporter-like protein pathetic. Gene Ontology annotation, cellular component: vacuolar membrane. Gene Ontology annotation, molecular function: amino acid transmembrane transporter activity. The coding region runs from base 1 to 1458 and encodes 485 amino acids. The record is from RefSeq and is a predicted model, not a curated record. The transcript is spliced from 8 exons. NCBI's taxonomy places the organism in Eukaryota, Metazoa, Arthropoda, Insecta, Hymenoptera, Apidae. Gene Ontology annotation, biological process: amino acid transmembrane transport.
AUGUUCUUGGCAGAACAAUCGGAAGGCAUCAGCAAUUUCUCAAGAGAAUUCGGAAUUAACGACCGAGAAUACAGAUUCACCAUGGGGAAAUGUACAAAGUCACAACCUACAGAAAGUCCUAUGCAGGAAUUUAAUAGCAGUACAAAAAUAGCUACUGUCAUGAUCGGAGAAUACAAUGAGAAGGACGAACUAUACAAUCCCUUUGAACACCGUGAUAAGAAAAAUACCAAUUCAGACUUCGGUGCUCUAGCUCACCUAUUAAAAUCGUCUCUUGGCACCGGAAUCCUUGCUAUGCCAAAUGCGGUUAAGAAUGGCGGAGCGUUAUUCGGUGGAAUCGGUACUAUAAUAAUCGGUAUAAUAUGCGCGCAUUGUGUUCACAUACUGGUUCGUUCGUCCCACGUGCUAUGCAAGAAAACGAAAACACCACAGAUGACAUUCGCCGAGACAGCGGAGGCUGCGUUUUUCAAUGGACCAAAAACAUUAAGGCCAUUCGCGAAUGCAAGUAGAAUAUUAGUAAAUAUUGCAUUGUGUGCGACUUACUUGGGCGGUACGUGCGUCUAUGUGGUAUUCAUAUCGACCUCGAUCAAACAGGUUGUGGACUACCACACCGGCAUAGACAUAUCUCUUCGCAUGUACAUACUCACGUUGAUUCCUGCGGUGUUGCUGCUGGGACAAAUUCGAAAUUUGAAGUAUCUGGUACCAUUCUCCAUUAUGGCCAACUUUUCCAUGUUGGUCGGUUUUGCGAUAACUCUGUAUUACAUCUUCAGUGGAACUGAAUCACCACAGAACAUAAAGUUGAUAGCGCCGGUCGAACACUUGCCUAUAUUUUUCGCUACUGUGUUAUUCGCCAUCGAGGGCAUCGGCGUUGUGAUGCCUGUUGAAAACAGCAUGCGGAAUCCGCAACAUUUUCUUGGUUGCCCGGGUGUCCUGAAUAUAACGAUGACUAUAGUGGUAGCUUUAUACGCUACACUGGGUGUAUUCGGUUAUUUGAAAUACGGGGAAGCAGUUGACGCAACUAUCACGCUGAACAUACCAAUAACAGAAAUCCCAGGACAGAUGGUGAAACUACUUAUCGCUCUAGCGGUUUUGUUUACCUACGGAUUGCAAUUUACCGUGCCAAUCGAUAUAAUAUGGAAAUUAAUGAAAGAGAAAUUCAGUCAUAAAUAUGAAAGAAUAUCUGAAACAGCGAUAAGAAUGUUCAUAGCUUUGUUUACAAUUGCUGUGGCAUGUCUGGUUCCAAAACUCGAACCUUUUAUUUCCCUAGUCGGUUCAGUAUUUUUCUCCAUCCUUGGCAUCGCAAUCCCAGCAACCGUGGAAACAGUUUCGUGCUGGGAUGGCCACUUGGGUAAGUAUAACUGGAGACUUUGGAAGAACAGUGUACUUUUAAUAUUUUCUCUCUUAGCGUUAGUAUCCGGUUCAUGGAUCUCCGUCAUAGAUAUAAUCAAAUUGUAUCAAUAACGUAAUGACCUAAAUCUAUUUAUAAUUGCAUAUGCAAAAAGGACUUAAUGUAAAAUUAACACGUUCAUAAGUAUCAGAAUACUGCUCGUUCCGUACGAAAAUUAAUAUUUGAUGUAGAUUAUCGAAAAAACGAUUACUUCAUCUUUUUCAAAUUCAAAGGACCGAAUUUUGUAUUCACACAAGAUAAUGAUCCAAGACACAUAAUGGGGCUGACAAAAACUAACUAAAAGCUCAUUGAAAAAAUUUGAAAUGAAAUUAUUAUAAGUAGGAAAUUCUGGCCAAAAUCUGAUUUUAAGAACUAUUUUAAGAACUAAUUUUAAGAAUAUAUAGUAUUCAUAGAAUCAGAUAACAAUAAAUGUAACAGGAAAAAUGAUGACACGAAAGAAAUUUUUGAGAUAAUUGUCGAGGAUAUUAUUUUAAUGUUUCAUAUACGAGUUCCUUACGAUGUAAGAUUUUUAAUGAGAUAGUAAUUCUUAAUGGUUCUAAUAAUUUCUUUAUAACUAUUUAAGUUCUAGUUUUUCGUUAAUGUUCUAAUACUUAUGAACUGUGAUAUAGUCUUACGAUAUACAAUAUAUGUGAUACCUACUUAUCAGACGUAGAAUACAAAUUAAAGAUCGCGAAAUUUGUAAAAGAAACUUUUAUAAUAAUUUAUGUAAAAAACGUGUACGUAUAAGUGUAUACGAUAUAAAAAUCGAUUUUGUACAAAAAUUAUUUGUUAGCAUAGAUUAUUAAUGAUAGAAAUUCGAUAAGAAGUGAAUGUAUGAAAUUAUUAAGAUUAGAUCUUUUUUAAGACGCUGUCGAAUAUCUGUACAGUAAUCGUGACAUAUUAGCUAUCAUUAUUUAUCAUUAACGUAAUUCACAUUCCCAUGGAGUAUUUAUUUUUAAGAGUAUUCGUGUACAUUGUGUAUUUAUCUCUGCGUUAUACUUAAGCAUUUUUGUAAUUUACGGAUUUCUUGUAAUUUAAAGAAUAUUGUAAAAUCGUGAAGUAUUAUAAUUAAUUUAGUGAUCAUAAGAUUAGAUCGUAAUGGAAGAAAAAUCGAGAAAGCGUAUCUAAUUUUAAAGAGGAUAAACAGAUAGGUGUAUUAUAUUCAUUGUAAAUAUACAAGCUAGAGAUACAAUAUUUUUUAAACUAUAUAGUACGCUUUGAAAUGAGUUUAGCAAUAAAGUAGAUUAGCGUUCGUGGACUUACUGUUAAUGUAGUAGUGGUCGCAUUUUUAAGUUGUAGUAAAUUUCUAAAAAAGAAGGUAACAUACAGUUAUUUAUUUACUUGUAUAAACGAAAAAGUAAUUUUCUUGCCUAUGUGUAUAAAUUUUAAUAAACAAUCUAAUAUUUCUAAUUUAAGCGAACGGAUGCGACUGUUACUACAUUAAAUUUGUAAGAGUAAAUAGUAUGCAACAUCGUAAAUUGUAAAUUUAUCACUGUAUAAAACAUUAAAUCUAUAUGCAUUUUUUAGAAAUAAUCAAUUAUUUUUAAACACUCUAGUGCGCUGUAACUUUCUUCGUUAGCAUCGUGUUUACUGUUCAAAAAUAUCCGAACACUUGUUUAAUAUUUUAAUCAUAAAAUUCCGGAUAAAUCAAACUGUAAUGAUUUUAUUCUGUAUAAUAGACAUGGCUGUGUAUAAUAGAAUAUGAUGAUGCGAUUAAAUUUGCUUGUAAAUGGUAACACGCAAUAACAAAACUGACAUUUGUAAAUGUCAAACCUUUCAGAAUUAUUUUAUUAUUUGAGAAGCUUUUUAUUUUCAAAUCAAUUUUUGACUUGUAAGUCGGAUUAACAUGAUUUUUCUAACUUGAUAAAAAGCCUUUGGAUGUCAAUACAAAUAAUGUUUACAUACAUGUAAUACGUAUACAUGUUUAAUAACCAAAUGAAUGUAGUAUUGCUACGUUUGUUAAUGGUUAAGCUGUAAAAAGAAACUAAACUAAACUAAACUAAAUUUUCACAAUACUUAUGAACUGUAGUGUGCAUUUAUUGAAAUGCCUCAAAUGCUUGUGCACGUGAGGGUCUCUGUGCGAUAUUAUCGGAUCGUGAAUUUGAUGAUAUUAGUAACGACUCUGCAAAUGUUGGUUGUGUUUUGCGUUUUGUACAAUUACAAUACAUUACAGCGACGAAAGUCAAAUGAAUUCCAAUCAUCAAAGGAAUUGUGUUUAUAUAUCGAAAAAUUUUUAUUAGACGAAGAGUUUGAUAUGUGAAUCCUAUAAUCUCUAACGUUGGCGUGUUUCCCUGUAAAAUAUUUAUUAGACAAUUAGUUCGUCUAUCGAUAUCUGAGAAAAAUUGUAAUUAUAUUUUGUACAUUUUGAUGUGAUCUGGACUAUGAUGUAAUGAAAGAUUGUAUUCAUAAAUUAACAUCUGUUUGUAAAAAUGUAUAAUGUUAUUCAAUUUCUUUGUCAGAAUUUUCCAAUGACGACGAAAUAUCAGACUUUCUUAAGAAUGAAAAGUGAAUAAAAUAUAUUGAAUCAAA